CACGCUAGAAACCACCAAAGGUCUGUCCGAAAUAACAUGAGAUGAAAUAGACGAGGAGUCACAGAUAUCAAUGGUUUCCAUCCUAGUGAUACUCCGGACACCGAGUCACGCUUGACUUGACGAAACCUGUCGAGAUUCAUUGAGUGAACAGGGAAAAGAAGAAUGGUUAAAAAGCUGGCGCUGGUGUGACUUCUAAGUCGCAUUAAUAAAACGAAGCCAUCAUCUGCGUUUCCCUCCCUCGUUCUUGGCCCCCCGUUUCCUCAUCCUGUGCAGGGAGAAUAACUUCGAGAGCAACACCCAAGCCGAUACGCCAUCGACAACCCACUUUAAGGAACCACGAGAAGAUGAUGCAAUUGAUCCCGCUCCUAUUUCUUCCCUUUUCCGCCUUCGCGGCCGACGCCGGCAACCCAGGCGAUCCUGGCCUUGCCCCCAACACGAUGCCUGCGGUCUCGCCGGAAUUCGACUUCGACAACGUCGUCGAGAAGGGGCUCCGGGAGCAUCUCCCCCUCACCUCAUCUACCUUCAAGGUCUGGGAUAACGGGAUGAUCCCCCAAGACUGCAAGCAUCACGUCGAGAGCUACGGCUACAGGGCUACUGAUUUCGAGGUCGUUGAGGUCACAUAUGCCGAUUGCGAGAAACCGUGGAUUAUGUGCCGCCUGAAAGGCUCCAAAACCGACAACACUCGCAUGGCCGAGACGUUUGGCCGGAUGCCCAUCGGCAUGCGUGAGCUCGUCAAGCACGUUAUGAUCAUGGAGUUCGACAAGAUGAAGCCCGCCGCAGCUUACUCGGUGGCCGACAUAAUCGCAAUCUCUGAUGAAUUCUAUAUGCAUCAUAUAUUCACUCACGAGUUGUCCCACUCGCUCGAUUCGCACAUCGAGGUGCCGGGCGUCACUCCUCCCAACAGUGGCGGCUUCAGCUCCACUAAAGCCUGGAAGGAUAUGUUCGAUGAAGAUACGGCGGCUAUAUCCGAGUACGGGCGUAGCGGAUGGCCAGAGAACCUUGCUGAUUCUGGUGUCGUUGCGCUCUUCGACAUUGUGGUACCCGGCGGUGCCGGCACCAUCAACCCUAACUGGACCAGCUGCUUCCACCAGUACGCCAACUACAAAACGGCUUACGGUCACGUCGUAACACCGGGAGUCAAGCUGAACUGCACGAAACGUGUCGAUGACUCGCCUAUCGUCCAGGCAGGCGACGGGAAAAGCAACGGCAACACCACUGACGAAGGCGGGGACUCCAGUGACAGUGAUGGCAACAAGGGUGGCUGCCAUAACGGCACCCAUGCACGCGUCGGGAUUCCGACGCGGCGGAUCUCCCGUCCGCGGCCUCUUGCGGGCAUUAAGGCGGUCCACUCAGGAAUCUUCCACAACGUCACCUUCGUUCACCGGGUACAGUGACGCAUUCGAUUUGAGUUCGAGCGGGCAGCGGAUCUGCAGGAGUGCACGCUAUGGAGAUGAGCGGCCAUGGUCCAGGGCAGAAGGCGGACACAUAAUUCCCGCCCUAGCCUGACAACUCAGGGGCAUAGGACAGGACACCGCUCUUUCGACGUAGGAUCCCUUUAUGCACUCUGUAAUGAGAGAAAGCGCUUAGAAGGCU
This is a messenger RNA of Durotheca rogersii, 1593 nucleotides long. RefSeq lists its product as uncharacterized. The transcript is spliced from 5 exons. The coding region runs from base 345 to 1394 and encodes 349 amino acids. The record is from RefSeq and is a predicted model, not a curated record. Lineage: Eukaryota; Fungi; Ascomycota; Sordariomycetes; Xylariales; Xylariaceae.